This is a messenger RNA of Cornus florida, 990 nucleotides long. RefSeq names its product flavonol 3-sulfotransferase-like. Bases 1 to 990 code for a protein of 329 amino acids. Gene Ontology annotation, biological process: sulfation. Gene Ontology annotation, cellular component: cytoplasm. The record is from RefSeq and is a predicted model, not a curated record. Gene Ontology annotation, molecular function: sulfotransferase activity. The transcript has a single exon. Lineage: Eukaryota; Viridiplantae; Streptophyta; Magnoliopsida; Cornales; Cornaceae.
AUGAAAUGUGAGGAAAAAGAAGAGUCCUCAAAAGCCAAAAUGAAAUACAGUGACAUAAUAUCAACCCUUCCUAGAGAAAAUGGUUGGACAACCUCUAAUUCUCUCUACCAGUACCAAGGCUUUUGGUACCCUUCCUUGUUCCUAGAAUCAAUCAUUUCAACUCAAGAACACUUCAAGGCUCAACCCACAGAUUUGAUCGUGUGCAGUGCUCCAAAAUCAGGUACCACUUGGCUUAAGGCCUUGACUUUUGCCAUCACAACAAGAAAUCAAUUCAAUGAAUCAACAAAUCCUUUACUCACCACCAUACCCCAUGAAUGCAUUCCCUUAUUGGAGUAUGAUCUUGCCAAAAACCCGACUUACCGGCCUCCAAAGCUUCCCCUUUUGGCCACCCACCUUCCCUAUACUUCCUUGCCACGAUCUAUACUAGCUUGUGGUUGUAAAAUUCUUUAUGUAUGCAGGGAUCCAAAGGAUACAUUUGUUUCUCUGUGGCACUUUGCAUGCAAGUUGGGCCCUAAAGAUGCACAAUACCUUCCCUUGGAAAAGGCAUUUGAGCAGUUUUGUAAAGGCAUAUCUGCUUAUGGACCAUAUUGGGACCAUGCCUUGGGAUAUUGGAAAGCAAGCUUGGAAUGUCCUGAGAGGGUAAUGUUUUUGAAAUAUGAAGAUAUGAAGAGAGAUACAGUGUUUCAUGUAAAGAGAUUGGCCGAGUACGCAGGUCAACCAUUUUCCAUGGAGGAAGAGAUGGAAGGUGUGCCACAAAGAAUUACAGAGUUGUGUAGUUUUGAGCAUAUGAGCAAUUUGGAGGUGAAUAAAAGUGGGAAGCAUCGUCCGAAUUCGCCUAUGGCAAUCAAUAAUAGCAUGUACUUCAGAAAAGGGAUAGUUGGGGAUUGGAAGAAUCACCUAACAACAGAGAUGAUAGAGUUGUUGGAUCAGAUUACAGAACAGAAGUUAGGUGGUUCUGGUUUGACAUUUCAUGUGUCAUCAAGUCCAUAA